Messenger RNA from Rhodofomes roseus, 1215 nucleotides. RefSeq lists its product as uncharacterized. The transcript has a single exon. The coding region runs from base 202 to 888 and encodes 228 amino acids. Lineage: Eukaryota; Fungi; Basidiomycota; Agaricomycetes; Polyporales; Fomitopsidaceae. The record is from RefSeq and is a predicted model, not a curated record.
CGUCAUGUCUUGCGUGCUCCCACCUGAUCUUCUAUGCGGUCCCCGAGGAGGCCCACUGCACCGUGUCUGACUCAGUCUGAGCUUGGUCAUCGCACCCGCGCAUGUUCAGACUCUUCCCGGCUCCUGGAAAUGACUGGGCCUACUGAACGCCAUGGCUGAAUCAGACACUCCCACCCCAUCACAGCACUCCCGGCGACAUCUAUGGAUCGACCUCCGCACGACAUCCGUCAGCCAGAGCGAUUGCAGCCAGACGCUCAUUCAGCGUUAGACGUGACCUUCUUCUAUGACACCACGCCGACGAUGUCGGUGCAGAUACUCUUCCCGAAUACAGCCUCCUCUGCUGACGCUCGCCUUGCUAUUAGCAGCAUCCAUUUCCGCGGCCUGCAAGCUUCUAUCCUCCGGCUCAUUCAUACUGAACUUAUGGAUUGUCCUCUUCUCGCACACCUCAUGUGGUCCUCGUCCUCCGGAUGCACGGGCGGGGCUACGCGGCGCAUGACGCUGCCCCUCAGUUCCGUCUGCGAGCACGACACCCGCAUGCCCGCAAGCAAGACUCUAAUUCCACCCGCGCUAACUCCCGCCUCCAUCAUCUCAUCUCAUUCCGAUGAGCACGGUGCCCCCACACGCGCUGAAAUCCAAAUUCGCCCGAUCCCGGAUGUUCGCCACAGGCACCUACGCGUCUCUCUCGCGAGUCUGCCUUACGCGCCCCGGGCUGCAGUGCCGCCGCAGCGUUUGUGCACAACACACACGUCGACCCCAUACUCGCCGCAGCCAAUGGAUGCACCGCUGCGCGAGAUCGCAUCUCCCACCCGUCCCGCCUCGAUCGGCCCGGCUGGGUUGCCCAUUCUGGCUUUCAUACUGAACACUCGCAGUCCAGCCGCGCCCCGGUGAAUCACGUUCAGCCUCUCCCCUGCCCAUCGCCCUCAAUCGAGCUCAAUCAACUGUUGACCCACAUCGAGGCGCAUCCGGACACCCGGAUUGUCGAUGCGAUGGCCGAUGAGACACGCUCUGGGACGAGCUGGCCAGUCACUGCACUUGUACUGCACAGAUGACUCUCAGAUGACUCCGUGGAUAGCUCGCCGGGCUAGCGCUCCGGGAUGCUCACGUUCACUCAAUCUUAUCCACACGGUCUUCCGUCCUAGGAGAUACUGUUCUAGGCAGCGUGUCCGGACAUCUCGACCUCGCUAUGGGCCGUGCGCCUCGCAUUCCCCGAUCGCG